Molecule: messenger RNA, 7714 nt
Organism: Episyrphus balteatus (marmalade hoverfly)
Lineage: Eukaryota; Metazoa; Arthropoda; Insecta; Diptera; Syrphidae
Gene: rho-5
Product: inactive rhomboid protein 1
Exons: 7
Coding region: 663-6155 (1830 amino acids)
Biological process (GO): regulation of protein secretion; regulation of epidermal growth factor receptor signaling pathway
Cellular component (GO): endoplasmic reticulum membrane
Molecular function (GO): serine-type endopeptidase activity
Source: RefSeq, a predicted model, not a curated record
CCAAUCCUUACCAAAACCAUAACAUUCCCCUUUUGUUGUAAAUAUUUUUAUAUAUUUUAUUUAGUUGCCAACAUAAGUGCAAGAAUGUUAACAGGAGGACAAAUAUGAAAAAAAGGCAAAAAAGUUAAACAAAAACGUGUUAAAAAAAAAAUAUAAUUUCCAGGCAUCCUCCGAAUACAAGAAGAAGAAAAAGGAUAUGGUUACACAGAGGCCAUUGAAAAAAUUUCAUUUACUUUAAGUAUAUGAAAAUUGUGUUUGAAAACAUUGCCAGAUUUUUUUUUUUUUUAAUUAAUUUGAUGUUGGCCUGGUCUUAAAAAAAGCUAUUAAACUUUUUUUGAGUUACAAAAUUUCAAACUUGAUUUAUCAUCUUGCCGUAUCAUUCAAGAAAAAGGUGUAGGAAUGUUUCUUUUUUAUUUUGUUGAUUGAUUAGUGACUAAAUAAUUAAAAGAAAAAUAUUGUUGUGUUGAUUUUAUCGAAAAUCAAAAAUCCCAACCAACUUGAAGAUAUGUUUCAAAAAUCAGUGAUAUUUUAUGCCUGAAAAUAAAAGUAUUGAAGGGAUUUGUCAUCUGAAUUAUAUGUACUGAAAAAAGAUGGAAAAUGUGUUAAAAAGUAUAUAGAUUAAAAAUUUAAGAAAAAAAUAAUUAUUAAAAGAGAAGAGCCGCAUGUCUUCCGAUGACGGUAAUUCAUAUCAAAAGAACAAUCAUCACCAAACACGCCUCCUCCAUCAUACCCCCCAACAACCACCGCCGAAUCCAUCAAGUUCAAGCAAAUAUACUGGAGGUGGAAGCGGAACUGGAGGAUCGAGUAGCAAUCGCAAUUUGGCACAAAAACAGCAUCACCACCACCAGCAACAAUCAUCAUCAUCAACAUCUUCUUCUAAGCAACAAUCAAUGUUACUCUCGUCUUCGUCAUCAUCGGCGGUAUCAUCGUCAACAUCGGCUAGUGGCAUAAUUUCAUCAUCUCAUCAGCAUUAUCAUCAACAGCAAAAUCCAAAUAAUGAAAGUGCAACUAAUCUAGGAAGUAGUUCCAACAAUCGCCGAAAAUCUUCCCUGACCUAUCAGCACCAACAACUGAUGGCGGCAGCAUCAUCAUCAGAUGGAACAACAAUGGUGGAUAUCGGUGAUAUUGAUGUAGCGAGGAGUCCAAGCACUUUUGCUUCGCCAAAUCGUUACAGUCCAAAUCCGACUGACGGACCAUUCCAUCACAUUGGAUCCAAAUUAUCGAUUCAUGCGAUCGAUAGUCGGUAUGACGAUACAAUGACGUGUUGCCUGCCGCCGCCAUCACCAGCACCGAAUUGUGACCGUUUCAUAAUGAGCAUUCCAUCGCCAUCGAGCUCAGUUAGUAGCAAUAGUCAUUUUAACGAUGCGCAACCAUCAUCGUCAUCAGCUUUGAUAACUGGCUCUCAAUCUUCGUCAUCAUCACAGUCGGCAUCACAGCAGCAGCAGCAGCAACAAUCGUCUGCGGGGGCGAACAUAACGCACAAAUAUGGUGGCGUGGUAGCAAACAGUUCACUUCAACGUUCAAUGUCACCGAAUUCGCGUUAUCGCUUACCCGACCGCUAUCGCGAAAUCUCCCCAAAGUGUGAUCGCUUUGUACCAUCACCUCAUUUUCUGUCGAAUAGCACACCAUUAGUUUCGAAUGAUAUUUAUCUAUCAUCGACAGUGCAUACACCUGUCAAACGCUAUGUCCCUACUCCGCCUCCUCCUACAGAAGUCUACUCAGACGUUCCACAUCAUUCAACGUCAACUUCAUCGUCUUCAUCAAUGGGCGGUAGCUAUCACACACUAGUCAAAAGCCCAAACCUGCCUCAUCAAACACAAUCUUCUUCAUCACAACAACAACAACAACAACAACAACAUAAUGUCAGCACUUUGCCGUAUCGAUUUCGUAUGAAAUGUUGCAUCAACGAUCAGCCGGCGUCUGUCUCAGCAAAUUUGUCCGCUUUGAGUCAGAAUACUCCCCAUCAUGAGCGACUUGCUGCAGCAGCAAAUCAUUAUGCCACUUCACCCCGUGUGCGGGGUAGUUUUAAGUGCACAUUAACCAACGAUACAAUUGCUGUUGAACCAUCGCCACAGAGGCAUAACAACGUUUCAAAUAGCUACCAGCAGCAGCAACAAUCAAAUACAUCAGCAACGCCAAAUAAUGUGCGUGCAUCUCGAAAUAAUUCGUGCAUUCUCAAUGAUUAUGUAUCACGCACACCAAGCAUCGAAUAUAUUGGCUCAAGUGUUGGACGAAUUUUGACUCCAGUAAGUAUACUCUCAGAGCCAAGCAUGGGAGCUUGCUUGCAUUGCAAUACUAUAAGGCGAACGACUGGUGUACAUCAGACAACUCAAACUACGGGUCCUGUUAGUCCGGUGCCAUUGCAAAAUUUACCCGAGGUUUCAGAUUUGGCCGAGAGUGCCACUUCAAAUGAGCUUACCUCUUCCACUUCCACCCCAUCGACCAACGAAUCACACAUUUCUCCGUUAUCACCAUCGCAACAAUAUCAGCAGCAACAAGAACAGUUGCAAGUUCAUCAGAGGAAUCCUGAAAUGAUGUACGUUGAGCAGCAACGCCGAAAUCACUCACAUGGUAAUCGGAGUUUCCAGAAGCAACAACAAGAUCAACAGGAAGAAUUGCAUCAUUUCAAAGAAACCAAUGAGCAGCCUAAGGAUCUUCUUCAUGAACCACAACAGCAACAACAACAGCAGCAACAACAACAACAACAGCAACAACAACAACAGCAGCAACAACACCAACAGCAACAACAACAACAACAGCAACAGCAGCAACAACAACAACAACAGCAACAACAACUCCAGCAACAUGAUCACUAUCUGCAACAACCAUCGCAAUAUCAACAGCAACAAUCACAGUCACAGCAAUACCACCAGCAGCAACCAUCACACAAUCAUAUAAGACAUAUUGUGACAACGGGCAACGUCACAGGUGCAGGAGUCGGUGGCAAUCCAAACUCUUUGAACUCACGGCAGCAGUUGCAACAUCGUUUUUCUCGGAAGCAACGUCUCAAUCAAUAUGUUCGCAAGCAGAUAUCAAAAUUCUUCGGCGUUGAUUCACAAACAGAGAACGACGAACGAGCUAUUUGGCUUGGUCGACAGCGCCGUUUUGCCAUACGUCGUUUUGGCUCUCUAAAAUCUGAGAGUGAGCUGAAUUCCAACAACGGCCGACGCCACAAUUCUGCCCAGCAACCUCCCACAGAACGACCCGAUAUAUUGCCCGCACAGACCGAGGAGUCACAAGCCCAGUCGCAUAUUAGUUUCGCAGACUUCUCCCACGGCCAACAUGUGGAGCGCAAGGCUUCUGUUCCCACUAUGAUCAUUUCAGGAAUGUCAUACAUAGUGCAAACUCUUAAUAAGCGUCAACACCGCAACCAGCGUCUAUGGUCCCGCAGUUUCGCACCAACUCAUGUCACCGCCAUCAAUGGCGACAAUCCAAGUGACAUCUGUGAAGGUCUCACCACAUUACAAGAGGAAGAUGUCUUUUUCGACUCCCCAGGUAACGAUGCAGGAAACUUCAAUAACAUCGUCAAUGGCCGAGCGGCCAGCGCAAAAAUUAUCGAACAUCAGCGGCAAAUUUAUAUGGGUGAGCGAGUUCACGGGUGGCGAACAUCUGCGAUCAUUGACCAGCAACUCACUCAACAACAGCAAACCAAUGGCGUCAACGGCCUAGGACUAGGAAAUGCAGUUGGAGUACAGCAGCGAAUAGGCAGCCGCGGCAUUCGCAUCUCAUCACAGCUGCUCGAUGGGGUACUCGAAAACUCGAGACGUCCAGUGGCACGAAAAGUUAAACUAUUCUCUGUACAAGAUCUCGACGAUCGCAAUGAUCACCGACCCUUUUUUACCUAUUGGAUCAAUACCGUGCAGAUUCUUGUCCUCAUACUGUCAUUGAUUUGCUACGGUAUAGGUCCAAUUGGUCUUGGUAUCGAGCAGAAAACUGGGCAGGUGUUGGUGCCGAGCUUGAGCUUGCAAACAGUGCAGCACCAUGAGCAACGAAAUGUGUGGAUUGGACCAAGAAAUAGUGACUUAGUUCACAUGGGAGCCAAAUUUGCGACGUGUAUGCGCAAGGACAUAAAAAUCAUGGAUGUUAUAUCGAAAACUAGAAGGCAAGAACGCGAGACUGCCUGUUGUAUUAGGAAUGAUGAUUCCGGCUGUGUUCAGAGUUCACAAGCCGAUUGUUCUGUGCGUGGAUUGUUUCCAACGAAAUCUAUUUCCACAUGGAAGAAAUGGUCACCGGGAGAGUCCGGACCAGGUGGCAGAAUUUCCGGCUCAGUUUGUGGCCUGGAUCCGAAGUUUUGUGAUGCUCCAGCUUCCAUUGCUCCAUACGAAUGGCCAGAUGAUAUCACCAAGUGGCCAAUUUGUCGCAAAACCAAUUCGUUUUCACAAAGAUUUCGUUUUAAGGAUCAUACCGCAGAACAUAUGGUAUGCGAAGUAAUUGGUCAUCCCUGUUGCACCGGAGUUUUUGGUGAGUGCCGCAUAACCACGCGCGAAUAUUGUGAUUUCGUUAAUGGAUACUUUCAUGAGGAAGCUUCAUUAUGCUCACAGAUUUCUUGCCUCAACAAUGUUUGUGGAAUGUUUCCGUUUUUUUCCAUUGAGGUGCCUGAUCAAUUUUAUAGGUUGUUCACGUCGUUGUGUCUACACGCUGGUAUACUACAUUUGGCCAUUACAAUUGCUUUUCAACAUGUCUUUCUGGCUGACUUGGAGCGUUUAAUUGGCCCAAUUCGAACCGCAAUUGUUUAUAUAGGCUCCGGAUUGGCAGGCAAUCUCACCAGUGCUGUGCUUGUUCCUUAUAAGCCUGAGGUUGGACCACUUGCUUCCCUAGCUGGGGUAAUUGCUUCUUUAGUUGUACUUUUGAUUCUAAUUCAUUGGAAACAGUUACGAAAACCGCAUAUAGCACUUUUCAAACUGAUUAUUAUUGGAGGCAUACUUUUUGGUAUUGGCACUUUACCAUGGCAGCUUAAUUUUGCUGGGUUGUUAGCAGGAAUUUUCUGCGGAAUAUUUUUGACUAUUGCACUGGUGCCAUUUGUAACUGUGACCAAAUAUGGUCGCAAGACAAAGAUAAACCUUAUAUGGACUUGUAUAUUAUUCCAUUUGUUUAUAUACACGGCGAUGCUUGUUAUUUUUUAUUUAUUUCCAACUGAAAUAACAUCGUUUAACUUUGGGGACGUAAUAAAUAGUGGUUUCAAUUUAAACGGUGGCAGCAUUGAAAGUUUUCGCAACAUCCAUGCAACACCAAAUAAUAACAAUCACCAUCAACAGCAACAACAACAACAGCAACAUCACCAUCACCACCAUUCAGAUGAUAUUAUAACCAAUACUGUGUUAAGUGGACUAACAACAAAUGAUAAUAGUGCGCUGCAAUAUCAAGAGCAAACGUUACAAUCUCAACAUAAAUCCUUUUAUCAUCGGAUGUUCAAUAGUAACUAUCACAAUCUCACCAAUUUUAACAAUUAUUAUUAUAUCAGUAAUAAUAACAAUAAUCGCAAGAUGAAUAAAACCAGCAAUAAUGAUGAUGUGCAAAUAAUAACACAACAUCAUAAAGCAACUUUAUGUAAAACCAAUAACAACAAUAACAACAAUAGUAUUAACAAUCCAAACACCAACCAUACCAAACAACAGCAGCAACAGCAUAAGAUUCAUGUUGCCACUGCACACUCAACAUCAGCGAUAAUGUUUAGAAACAUCGUUUUGGAAACAAAAUUAAACCCAGUCCCAGUUACAUCAUCAAAAAAUGUUAAAAUAAAUAAAAUAUCACCCUUGCUGCGCAGUGAUGAUCCUUAUGAUGAAAAUGAUAAUGAUAAUGAUGAUGAUACUACUGAUAAUAAAAGUGAUUCAGCUGAUAUUGCACGAUUUUCUGAAGUGAAAAACAAAGAUUAUCAACAUUUAAAUGUUGCAACAGUGGAAUCCGAAUCAUCAGCUUCUCCAUCGACGGUGUCAUUUUCACCUCCUUCGUCUUCAUAUUUUUCUUCGCCAUACACACCAAUUUUUAAGGAUAAUCAAAAUAAUCUGAAGCAGAAGGAAAAACAGCAGAAGGAAUCAGUAUCAGUAUCAGCCGCUGGCGCUGUUGCAAUCGCUACGGCAGCCACUGCAACAAUCGGUGCACCUAGUAUAAAAAUCAAAAACAGUUUCAUUCAACACAAAAGUAUUAUUAGUGCAUGACAUCUAUUUCAUUACUGAAUUCUGUUAGUAUAGCUAUUAAAUUAUUAUUAUUAUCAAUCAAUUUAUAUAUAAUUAUUAUGAAAUAAUUAAUGAAUUAAUUAAUUAUUAUUAUUAUUAUUGUAUUGAUUGUGGAUGUGAUUUUUAAAUACAGUUUUCAAAGUUAUUUAAGAAUUAUAUCAUUUUUGAAGUCACACAAGACUUUCAUUAAUUUAUUUAUUAAAAAAAAACAAAAAAAAAAAAAAACAACACAAAAAAUCAAAAAUAAAUUUAUUCCAAAAAUUAUUUAACAAACUUAGGUUUUCUUUUGUUUUAUGUUGUUGUUAAAAUGACUUAAGAUUUGCAUCAUUCUAUUCUAUAACAAAUAAAUCAACUGAAAUCCACAACAGAGUUUCUGGUAAUUUUAGAACUUCUUGUGCAUCACCCAAUUAGUAUUUUGAGCUUCUAUAAAGACAUUUAGAAGAUAUAUCUACUGUAAAAAUGUAUAAGGCAAAGCCACCGCCCCGCUUACUGCUCUCAAUGUCUUAUUACAAGAUUUUAUAAAAGCUGAAAUAUUAAUUGGCCAAUGGCGGUAUAGCAAUGAAAAUAGUUGCAGAAAAAAAAUAUUUUUCACAUCCUUAUUUAAAGUAAUGAAGUUUUUACUCCAAAAAUCAUUCUUACCGCAACUAACAGCAGAAAAAGUGCAAAUUACGAAACGAAACGUUGCCAGUCCCCAAAAAUAACAAAGUGAUUGUUUUGUCUUAAUAGGUUUAAAGUUAAUUAAAUAAAUUUCUCAUAAAUUUUUGAUAGCAAUGGUGGUUAUUUUUGUUGCCAAAAUCUCGCCUCGUUUUGGGAGUAUUUUCUCCAAACACCAAAAACUGAAAGAUGAGGCUUACAUAAUUUUCAAAGUAAUAAAAGUCGUCAACCUCCUUAAAUAUUAUGAAGCCAAAUCCGUAAGAUUUUUCAAUGAAAACAUACAGAAAAUGUUGAGUAUUAAUUAAAUUUAAUGAAGAUUGAAUUUUUUUUAAUUUUACAUUGAAUUAAAAUGAAAUCAAAUCCGUGAGAAUUCUAGUUUCUUUUCUUAACGUUAAACAUUAUCUGUAAAUAAAAGAAACCUCUUUUAAAUAUUUCUAAUGUUUUAUUUUAAAUAGACUUCCUUAGAAUGUGAAAUUACACAUAAAUUUAUUUCAUUCAUUUUUAACUCUGCAAGUUCUACCUACCCAUCAAAAUCCAAAGCACACUAAUUACACACACCAAGCCAACAAAUAAAAUUUUGCCCUGAAAAAAAAAUUUAAUAAAUAAAUAAAAAAAAAAAAAAACAAUCUACCACAUUAUAGAGUAAUAGAAAGAAAAUUAACAAAACUAUUUCCAUGUGUUCAUCAAAUCAAAGAAAAUAAUUUGUUGGCUUGUCAAAAAGAGAAAUUAUUAUUAAAACAAUAAGUUGAACAGACAUAAGAAAAAAAACUAAAAUUAAUAAAAUGAAAUUUUAAACCGAAAACCAAAAAAAAUAAUAAGCAGUAGUAAAUAAAAUGCUAUACGUUAAGUAAAUUAAAAUGACUUCAAAUAUUAAAAAAAAAAAAAAA